AUGACUUGGAAAUCGAGGCGGUCUGAAGUUAUUUCGAGGUUAGUAGUAGCACAUAAGGUCAACUCCUUCAUGUCGAUUGAGAAGUCUAAUCGUCGUCGGAUAGCAAAAAGUCAUACAACUUCCCACAAGCUCAGCCGUUUCAGCAACACCGCCCAACGAGACACACUUUCAAAGUGA
Messenger RNA from Sclerotinia sclerotiorum 1980 UF-70, 177 nucleotides. RefSeq lists its product with no specific name. Lineage: Eukaryota; Fungi; Ascomycota; Leotiomycetes; Helotiales; Sclerotiniaceae. The record is from RefSeq and is a predicted model, not a curated record. The transcript is spliced from 2 exons. The coding region runs from base 1 to 177 and encodes 58 amino acids.